AUGUAUAAAAAUCAAACAAAAAAUAAAUAAAGGAAUGAAUAAAUUAAAAAGAUUAGUUAUGUUGUUUUAAAUAAAUUUUUAUAUCAAAAAUAUUACACUCAAAAACUGAUAAACAAUUUUUACUCAAUAUAAGGUGUCAAAUUAUUUAGAUUAUUUUAUUAAAUUAUAAACUAAGACUAAUAUAUCAAUUAAAUAGAAAGGCCUGCUAGAGUUGGAAAGUUAGAAGGCCUUUGCUAAGAUAAAAGAUAGCACCCCUUUAUUCAGAAAAAAUUUAUGUAAAUAAGAAAGUAAUAGGAGACCUAAAAGGCAAAUUGGAAGCCACCUCGAUGA
Tetrahymena thermophila SB210 is the source of this 330-nucleotide messenger RNA. RefSeq lists its product as hypothetical. The record is from RefSeq and is a predicted model, not a curated record. Lineage: Eukaryota; Ciliophora; Oligohymenophorea; Hymenostomatida; Tetrahymenidae. The transcript has a single exon.